AUGCAGAGUCGUGAAUCCUCCUAUUCAAGGCGACUGGCAGAAAUAUACCGAGGGCAUUGCCGAUACGCACCACGCCGCCAGAUUGCCAUCGCUGCAUCGGUUCAAUGUUGCCGACAAGCUGUGCGCCAGCGCCUCCCCAACGUUAGUUUUCACUUCCUAAAUAUUCGGUACUAUUCGUCGGAAGAAGCAAAAAAUACAAAUGAUACUCUCACCGACGAACAAACGAUAUACCUCGCAUAUCGGCCUUUCACCCAACAUAACGGCAAAUUCUUUUCUCGAAAAACAGCUGCAAGUCUCAAGCACUUUGUCGUUACUCAUACAAAACCUGCUCAAGCUGUUGUUGACAGAGUGGGUGUUCUAGGAGUUGUUCGGAUCCUGAAAUCCCUGGUUGAUAAGGAAAUUUUCGCAUCUGAAGAGAAAGCCAAGAAAGAAUUUCCGACUCUGUUUGGUUUGCCUCCUGCUGAUUGUGCAGCCCCACCCCCCUCUGAUACGUCUGCCCUUGAUGUGGAUAAUAUACCCUCCGAGGAUGGAACUGAGGAAGAAAAAACAGAGACAAGCCAGAGCGAAGAGUCCAAUGGCGAGACCGUCCUAUCGCGGCGUAAGUACUCAGCAGUGAAUUAUCGCGUUUUUGAUUCGGCAUCUCCCAUGACGAUACCUGGUACGGAGACCUUGUCCCUCCACCCUACAUACCUUCCAUACCGCACCCAGCAUUUGAUCCUCUGCCGAGUACAGUCCAUAUUGGAGCAUACCUGCUUUGAAUUCGCCUCUAAAUGGGCUCCCCAGCUCAUGGGACACAGAGGAUGGGAGUGCCCUGAAGCUCUUGAGCUGAGCAGAUGGGUAGGGAAUCUUUACCCUUACUUUGAAAGGUUUCCUGAUAACGUGUGGGACUCUACAUAUAAACCUCAUAUUAACUCUAUAUUUGGCUCGUUAAUCGGGCUCCGAAAUGCUGCGGUUCAUCGGCAUCAUGUCAGUCUCCGAGCAAUGGAUGAGAUGAUUCGUAAUUCCAUACUCUUGAUGGGUAUGCUCCGCGAUCACGCCGCAGAAUACAAACUGACAGCACUGCAUCUGGGGUUAAAAAAAGUAACUAAGACUCAGAACACCCACGUGGAUUUCCUGGAACGUCAAUAUCUAGAGGAAUUGACUGAGAUACGAAGAUUACGCGAGGAGUUGCGCCAAAGAGAACAGAAGGCUUUCGAUGUCAUGAUGCAAGGAAGUAAAACAGUCCGAGAUCAGCUAGGAUCGGAGCUGGAGAUGUCCUUUGAGGCUCUCCUCAGCAAAGAUAUGGAAAUCGGCGAGCAGGAUUACAGCCUCCGUGACAUAUGUGGGGCCAGCCAGACUUCAGAAGACCCAUCAGUGUCAACACCAGAACCUCCAGUUUCCAUGGAUGAUUAUCUGUCCGCAAAAGCGGCGGUUGAAGAACCUUCCUGCGAAAUCGAAUCAGAGCAAUGCGACCCCAAGAGUAAAGCAUCAAUAGCAUCAAGCUCACCAACAGAAGAAUCGGAUUUGGAGAAACAGGAGGACCUCACGCUCGCCACACCUGAAAAUAGAGCUGACAACAUUCGCGAAAAGAUCGAUGCGACUCCGGUGCUUCUAGAGUCGCAGCCCACGGAGGAAUCAACGAAUAAGGAUAUAGAACCGACGCCCGAUGAGGCGUCUGACCGUAAAAGCCCUCCUAAAGUAGGAUGUCACAUUUUAUAG
Messenger RNA from Ophidiomyces ophidiicola, 1698 nucleotides. RefSeq lists its product as uncharacterized. Lineage: Eukaryota; Fungi; Ascomycota; Eurotiomycetes; Onygenales; Onygenaceae. The record is from RefSeq and is a predicted model, not a curated record. The transcript has 2 exons. The coding region runs from base 1 to 1698 and encodes 565 amino acids.